This is a messenger RNA of Nymphaea colorata (pocket water lily), 3500 nucleotides long. Its product is annotated as 1,4-alpha-glucan-branching enzyme 1, chloroplastic/amyloplastic-like. Lineage: Eukaryota; Viridiplantae; Streptophyta; Magnoliopsida; Nymphaeales; Nymphaeaceae. The transcript has 14 exons. The record is from RefSeq and is a predicted model, not a curated record. The coding region runs from base 921 to 3386 and encodes 821 amino acids. Gene Ontology annotation, biological process: glycogen biosynthetic process. Gene Ontology annotation, cellular component: cytoplasm. Gene Ontology annotation, molecular function: cation binding; 1,4-alpha-glucan branching enzyme activity; hydrolase activity, hydrolyzing O-glycosyl compounds.
GAAACUAUUGAUGCUGAAAUUAUCAGCAAUAUGAUUAGUUGUCAACCUUUUGGGUGCAUUAAAGAAUCUUGGAUUUUUAAUCGGCUCUUCUCUUCCGAUUAAAAAUCUGGAAAAUCGUCACGUUGUCAUGGAUUUUCGAUAACUCUUCUAGGCCGACCGAAAGUCUAGAAGAUUUGGACGUCGUCUGCGAUGAGCCUGGACAGGAUUUCGUGGAUUUUUUCUCAAAAAUGCAACCUCAUCGAAGCGCUGUUUCUUGAUUUUCUAGAUAGCCCGUGGGCUUCCGGGAGGUCCCGUUUCUUUCUAGCGCUCAUUCGAAGCGCGUUUCAGGCGGUUUGAAAACACAUGCUUGAAAGAGAAGAACUCGAUCUCUUUACAAAUGUUUUCAAGCCUGGAGUCGAUCCAGCAAGAUAAUUCGAGAGGACAGGUGCUUGGAUGCUUAGACUCUAGCAACCGAUACGUUUUCAUUUGGUUUUCGAGAUGAACAAGAAAAUUCUGAUAAUUGCGAGCAAACAUCUUUUCACGACUGUGUGAUGAGAUGUCGGUGUCUAAAUGGUGGUUAAUAUAUUAUGUGGGCUUGGGGAUUGAGCUAAGGCUGAUUAAGAGAGAGAAGGGAUUCUUUGCUUUUGGAAUGGAGCGAAGGCUGGUCGAUUCAAAGCAAAAGUGGAGAAACAGAAAGUAUGACGUGCUGAGUUGGAGAGCAGCAUAGAGAAGAACAGAAUACCCUACCGACACGGAAACACUGGAGACGACGGGGCCCGCUUUCCGCCACUGUGGACACUCACAGCUUCCGUAAAAGGUGAAGGGAAUGGUGAUCACGGCGGCUUUUUCUCCUCUCUUGCUCCCUCCGGCGCUCUCUCAGUAGAAGAACUCUCGCCUUGAGAAAGAAAACCUCCCUGUCUCUUUCUUGCUCUGUCACAACAAUGCACUGCUGCUCGGCUGCUACUAGUUUCGUUGUUCCACGAACCGCAUGCUUCCGAGAUAAAUCUGGGGACUAUAAACUCUCCUUGGCGGCACAUCCAUUUUGGAGAGUUGAUAGCAGGAACUUCUUUAGCUGCAAUUGUCGCCAGUACCAUGGAUUGCACUCUUCAGGGAAAAAGGCCGGGCACGAUUUCUCAAUGUCUACUUGUACCAAAGAUGGCAGAUCAAUAGCUACCCUCGUUGAAGAUGAUCAUGAGGUUUUAGGUGUCCUAGAUAUGGAUCCUGCUUUGAGAGAAUAUGAAGAUCAUUUGAGGUACAGGUCAAGAACAUAUUCAGAACAGAAGAAGCAGAUAGAAAAAUAUGAGGGAAGCCUUGAAGAAUUUGCGAAAGGGUAUCUAAAGUUUGGAUUAAACAGGGAAGAGAACUACAUAGUUUAUCGUGAGUGGGCACCUGCUGCACAGGAAGCACAACUAAUUGGAGACUUCAAUGGCUGGGAUGGGUCAAAUCACCAAAUGGAAAGAAAUGAAUUUGGUGUUUGGACUAUCAAGAUACCAAAUCCAAAUGGCGAUCCUGCCAUCCCACAUAAUUCAAGAGUGAAGUUCCGGUUUAAAUGUCCCAAUGGAGCAUGGGUUGAUAGAAUUCCAGCUUGGAUCAAAUAUGCAACAGUAGACCCCACAAGGUUUGCAGCUCCGUAUGAUGGUGUGUAUUGGGACCCACCUCCUUCUGAGAGAUAUCAGUUCAAGCAUGCUCGUCCUCAGAAGCCUUUGGCACCACGUAUAUAUGAAGCCCAUGUAGGAAUGAGCAGCUCAGAGCCAAAAAUCAGCUCAUACAGAGAAUUUGCAGAUAAUGUUCUACCUCGUAUAAAGUCAAAUAAUUAUAAUGCUGUCCAGUUGAUGGCUGUCAUGGAGCAUUCCUACUAUGCUUCUUUUGGAUAUCAUGUUACAAAUUUCUUUGCUGUUAGUAGUAGAUCAGGCACACCGGAGGAUCUUAAAUAUUUGAUUGACAAAGCUCAUGGUUUAGGCUUGGUAGUAUUGAUGGAUGUUGUUCACAGCCAUGCAAGCACAAACAUCGCUGAUGGCCUCAAUGGUUAUGAUGUGGGGCAAAAAACUCAGGAAUCGUACUUUCAUACUGGUGAGAAAGGUUAUCAUAAGUUGUGGGACAGUCGCUUAUUCAACUACGCAAACUGGGAAGUCCUACGCUUUCUUCUUUCUAACUUGAGGUGGUGGCUUGAGGAAUUUCAAUUUGAUGGGUUCCGUUUUGAUGGGGUCACUUCCAUGUUAUAUCAUCAUCAUGGCAUUAACAUGACAUUUUCAGGGAACUACAGUGAAUAUUUUAGUGAUGCUACUGAUGUGGAUGCCAUUGUAUACCUUAUGCUAGCCAAUGAUCUUAUCCAUAACCUCCAUCCUGAUGCCAUUGUGGUUGCUGAAGAUGUAUCUGGUAUGCCCACUCUGGGUCGUCCUGUUUCCGAGGGUGGAAUUGGUUUUGACUAUCGGUUAGCCAUGGGGAUCCCUGACAAAUGGAUUGAUUAUAUCAAAAACAGAACAGACGAAGAGUGGUCCAUGAAGGAAAUUGUCUCGUGCCUGACAAACAGGAGAUACACCGAGGCAUGUGUUUCAUAUGCUGAGAGUCAUGACCAGGCAAUUGUUGGUGAUAAGACAAUUGCUUUCCUACUGAUGGACAAGGAAAUGUAUUCUGGAAUGUCCUGCUUAGAGGAUCCCUCUCCAACUGUUGAUCGGGGGAUUUCGCUUCACAAGAUGAUUCACUUCAUAACAAUGGCACUAGGAGGGGAGGGUUAUCUUAAUUUCAUGGGGAACGAGUUUGGUCAUCCUGAAUGGAUUGACUUUCCAAGAGAAGGCAAUGGGUGGAGCUAUGACAAAUGUAGACGGCAGUGGAAUCUUGUGGACACAGACCAUUUAAGAUAUAAGUUUAUGAACGCUUUUGAUAGAGCUAUGAAUGGGCUUGAUGGCAAGUUUUCUUUUCUUGCAUCGAGAAAGCAAAUUGUCAGCAGCAUAAAUGAAGAGGAGAAGGUUAUUGUAUUUGAACGUGGGCAGCUGGUUUUUGUUUUCAACUUUCAUCCAGAAACUACUUAUGAAGGGUACAAAGUAGGUUGUGACUUGCCUGGAAGGUACAGAGUUGUCUUAGAUAGCGAUGCACUGGAAUUUGGUGGGCUUGGCAGGGUAGGCCAUGAUGUGGACCAUUUCACUUCUCCGGAAGGCAUACCAGGGAAACCUGAAACAAAUUUCAACGACCGACCUAAUUCAUUCAAAGUUCUAUCACCACCUCGGACAUGUGUUGUUUACUGUAGGGUUGAGGAAGAGGAGUCACAUGAUACCAACUUGCUAGUUGGUGAUAUAGGAAAAGAAGAUGCCAUAUCGUCAGAGAGGAUUGUUUCUGAUGAAGCGACCACUGUUGUAGAUGGUGGUGAAUUGAAGAACCUGGAUAGUGCAUCUGAAGUGCCAAACGUGUGACCGGAUGUAUUUUUGUUUAUUGUUACUUCUUAGUUGCUUGUACGUUAUCAAGACAAAUGAAAUUAUCAAGCCCCUAUUAGUUAAUCAAAUGUCUAUUUGUUUGGUGACCUUAUA